Messenger RNA from Toxoplasma gondii ME49, 5554 nucleotides. It is a transcript of the gene MIC6, whose product is annotated as microneme protein MIC6. Lineage: Eukaryota; Apicomplexa; Conoidasida; Eucoccidiorida; Sarcocystidae. The record is from RefSeq and is a predicted model, not a curated record. Bases 3305 to 4354 code for a protein of 349 amino acids. The transcript has a single exon.
CUCCGGUCAAACCGUGCAUUCUCGCUAUGGUCGCACGCCUCGUCUGUCUCGUGUGUGUUGUGUUGGUCUAUCAAGGGUACAUGUCACUUCGCACAUCUGCACGUCGUCCAGGUUCACUCGACAAAUGAAAUGAUAAACGAGUUUGGGCAUUUUGUCUCGAGUAUGUAACAUGGGUUUCUGUGUCACUGAGAGUGGCAACGACUUAGUGCCCUCGGCCCAAUGUCAACGCAUGCAGUGGUUGAUACGUGGUUCAAGCUACAACUGCAGCUAUUUUCUACGUUAGCAGGGAGAGUUAUCUCAACUGAAUUGUCAUUCAGAACACCUCCGUCACUGUUAGCUUGUGUGGGGUCACGCAACAGACGCCACCAACCUCUGCGGAGGAGCUGGCAAUCCAGGCACCCGACAGCACAGGGCCAAACGUUUUUCUCCAGCAGCGACAUCGCUGGAUGACAUCUCACUGUGCCAUAUAUCUUGACCACCAGCGAGCAGACCUGGCAGAAGUAGCUAGUGAUGUACGUGUCAGUCAUCCGCAUCUAUUUACGUGACCUCACCAUUCACUCUGGCGAUGUGGAUUGCACCCUGGUAGAGCUCUCGAAGAGAGCAAAGAUGGGCAGCGGGCUCGCCGCAGAUAUUGAAGUGUAGUGCCAUCUCAAAUGUACAGCCUGCGCAGCCUGCAAAGGAAAUCGAGGCAUCCAUGACAUCACUUAAUGAGCAUCAAAAGUGCACGCACCUUGGAAAACGAACUCUGUAUCGGCAAUUCCUGUGAGUCCACCUGCGGUUAGGCUGGCGACUUCUCCCUCCUGAGCAGAGCGUUUCUUGCGUUGCAAAGGACCUCACGAAUAGACACUAUCCACUCACAGGAAGGGCACGUCUGUAGAAUCGCAACUCGUCAAUGUAUCCCUGAGACGUUAAUUAUGCACCGAUUUUUCUGACGCCACGAACUGCAGCAUCUGUACCUCGAAUCCGGAGUUCUCCAUGGUAGAUCCAACGACAAUAUCUCCGCUGUUUGAAACGACCACCCCACGUAGUGCCUGGAAUGCGACCAAAACCGGUCAGUGUUCAGAAACGAAAGCACGAAAGAACAUUAGAUACUGACAAUUUCGUUAUCCUUGACACCCUACACGAAAACAGUGACAUUACGUCUGAGUGAUUGCAUGUUUGAGUCGCUCACAUUGACGAACAGUUUCAAUCUGCUUUCACUGGCAGUGACUGAACCGUAUGCAUUUCUGCAUGUUGGUGUCUUCAAUCCCUAACCGAAGGAGGGUACCUGCAAUGUGAGUCCACCUCCUCAGCGGGAGAGCGCCAAGAGAGGGAAUCCCCUCCGAGGUGCUGUCCGUUGUCGUCACGCGGAUUGAAAGUUUCCUUGUUUUCGGGUACAGCAGUAUGGUGGGCGUUUGGCUGGCAUCAGUCCUGUAACGAAUAUUAUUAUCACCGAGGACCUAGGAAUUUUCCCCAGUAACACACGCACCCUUUCGAUAUGAUAUUACGAAAGUAGCCGGUCGAGUCGCCCAAAAGGUACAUCCAGAAGGCCCUGUGGCGACGGGACCAUUGAAGGGGGAAAUGGCAGCAGGGUUAAUUCUUGACUGCGUCCCUACACUGUAAACUCGCUGGACUCCAAAGUGGAGCUUGACCGUAUGGUCCCGCUCGCUCCUAGCAUAUCGUAGGUGCUUUGGUUGCGGUGGCCACGAUUUGCUGCUACUCUUACCAUUGACAAAAGCGGCGCUCGCGCCCUUCCCUGUACGCGAAACGUCUCGUGGUCUCUGGCAUUUCAACAGAAUAUCUUCCUUCUGUACCGUUAUGAGGUGGCCCAGACCGGGGUGCCCUGUGCAUGUGAUUGCCGUUUCCAGUUUGGUCAACUGGGUAGAUCUCGUCGAAUGUGAACCAAGCGCUGAGACCUUCCGGGACUGCAUUCGCAGUUAUAAUUUGAGACGUUCCUCCUGGAUUAGGAUGCAGUGUUAAAGCUGGUCUUCAGUGUUGCUUCAGUAGCGCCAUACCAAGGCAAAGUGCGUUUGGCACACUGAAGCAUUUAUCAUAUAUUCUGUCAGCGAAGUUUAGCAUCGUUUUUGCUCUCAAACUGAUAUCUCUUGUUCCCUCGAUGGCAUCUCCAUGUAGCGCUGCUGGGUCAAGCAUGCCAAAAGCCGACAUACUAGAACUAGCAACCAGUCCGGAGCACACUCCUACAAUAAACUUGAUACGUGUCAUUUUGUGAAACGACACAGCACAUAACCACUCGGACUGUCUCACGAAGCUGUAGGGCGGAUUCACCAAUGAUCUUUCGCAGCCGAUCCAAAACUACUUGCCCACUUCCGGUGUACGUACAUCGCGCGACAUGAGAGGCAUUCAUUGUUUUCCAUAGAAAACACUACUGGACAACCAUUCGGUAGCGCACAAGUUGAGCCUCUGACAAAUCUUUCCUCAUCACGUGAAUACACGCUGCGUGAUUCGUCAGUGACUCCACUGUGGUCUUUAACCACCAUCAGAGUCCUGUAAGCAUCCUUUGUUUCCGUUUAAAAUGCCUGCCAGAUGGCACGACGCCGUCUGGUUUUGCCGGCUUUCUCCGAGUCCUAUUAGACUUUGAUGCCUUACGGCUUUUUUUUAAGAAUGGUUCUUUUGAGAUUUGCCGACUUUCCAGUUCCGCCACCAGACGCUCCUGUUGAACUGCCACCGGCACGAUGCAGUAUUCCGCCACGAAAACGCGCACCGCAAGCUCCGCUACCAUUAAACGGGUUUCGUCUGCUUUAGAUGUUUCCUUCCGCGUCAUCAAGGCAAAAGCAUUGCCACUGAUGUUACCGAAGCUUUCCCGCCAUGCUGCGCACAAUGCCCAAUCUUCCGUCACGGACCUCUUCCGGUAACCACCUAAAGGAGGAUUACUGGGCAACCCAAAACGCUGCAACAAGAAGCACAGUCCAGGUGUCGCUAGAUUCGAGCCUGCAUGGUCGUUCCGUAGCUCCAUACAACAAUUCUCUGUGUGACGGCGAGAGGAGUAACGCGCUAGUGUGUGUCAGCGACGCGGCAGUCGAUCCGAUCCUGCAACAGGCAGAGGUGUGUCGAUGCUCAGUGAUGCGACGGCGUAUCUGAAGAGGACUGUAGCUCCACCACGACCUUCGUGGGAGCACGAAGUGUACUCUGUUGUCGUCGGUCUCGUAUUUUUUUGAGUUGUGUACUUCGCUGCAAGAGGAGGGUGAGAUUCGACAUCUGUGGGCGUUUGGGAUCGUGAUGACAUCGACUGUGCUUUGAUAUAUGAUGUGUUUUUUUUCGAUUGGAUGAGCACAUUCCAGUAAGCUUCCUGCCGCGCGUCUCUGCUAUGAGGCUCUUCCGGUGCUGUGCUGCGGCCGUUGUGGCGGCCGAAUCGUUACUGUGGCUGAAGAACGGCUCCCCGUUUUUUGCCUUUCUUCCUGGGAAUGGAGAGAUUGCAGACAACUGCUCUGGGAAUCCAUGCGGUGGCACCGCAGCUGGUACGUGCAUAAACACACCAUCUGGAUAUGAUUGCAGGUGCGAACCAGGCUACGUUCUGGGCGUUGAAAAUGACCAGGUCACGUGCAUGAUGCCCUCAGGUGUACCCAUGGCUAAUUUUGUACAGCUGUCGGAAAAGCCUGCAGCUUGCAGCUCAAACCCUUGUGGACCUGAGGCAGCCGGCACCUGCAACGAGACAAACAGUGGUUACAUUUGCCGCUGUAAUCAAGGCUACAGAAUAUCUCUCGACGGGACAGGAAACGUGACAUGUAUUGUAAGACAGGAAAGCGGCUGUGAGGAAAACGGGUGUGGGCCGCCAGAUGCAGUACAGAGUUGCCGCCGACUAACAGGGACGGCAGGUCGACUAUGUGUAUGCAAGGAAAACUUUAUAGCGACAAUCGACGCCAGUGCCCAUAUCACCUGCAAGCGUGUGCCUCCCCAUUAUAGGAAGCCUCCCUUCGAAUUUGGCAAGGGAGGUCAUCCUGUGGACUCAGAACCAUCGAAACGCCAGAGGGAAGAUGAAGGUGAAAGUCGUGAGCCUGAAAGCGACUCAACAGAACCGGGGAGAGAUCAGGAAAGAAGAACACCACUUGAGGAAAGCCAGGAACCGGAAGGAAGCACCCCGGACAGUCAGCAGAGCCGAGGUGGUUCUGGUAGCGACAGUACCGAGAGCGAGGAACAAGGAAAGGAGAGAGAGGAAGGAAGUGGACAUGCUGGUGCGAUCGCUGGGGGAGUUAUUGGAGGCCUGUUACUUCUGAGCGCUGCCGGAGCGGGUGUUGCAUACAUGAGAAAGAGUGGGAGCGGUGGAGGGGAGGAGAUAGAAUACGAGAGGGGUAUCGAGGCUGCAGAGGCCAGUGAAGUCGAAGUCCUCGUUGAUUUGGAUAGCAAAACAUGGGAUUAACACGUUCUCGGCUGAGACUUCACAAUGUAGGGUGUCGCUGGCAGAUCAGCUGCAAUGCGAGAGGUGACGCGAGUAGUGAGCACCGCUUCUUUUAAGCGCGGACAUUGUGCUCGGUCUUCUGUCACCCCCGAAUCAAAACACAUGUAUGAUAAUAGUUCCUGUUGACUUCCCCUGCCGACAAAGAACUGCUGUGUCGAGGCCGGCUUCUGUGCACUCAUCCCAAAUGAGAUGGACUGAUGUUUUAGAGACACCUCAUCGCCGACGGAAACCAUCAGCUCCCAGAGAAACUAUGCUGCGUCGUUUUUUAGGUGAUCUGUUGCGUAAUGCGCACCUUCAUAUCAUCUGUGUGUUGACUGUUUGGUCGUUUUCCGUUUAGUCAAAUGAAUGCAGUGAAAUGCAGGGAAUUUAGCAGACACCGAGAACUGUCCUCUUGUUCUGUGCGCGAGUUGUUUUUAACGUAUAGCGAUGCGUUUGCACUUGAUAUUACCCUAAGCCAUCAGUGGGUAUUUAGAGGAGCCCACAGGUGAUGGGGGUGAUCCCUGUUUCUUGUCAUUUGGCUUGUAGGGUUCGCUGGAACUAUCUGGUGUCACGGAAGAGUGGCUUUACUGUCUGUCCCCAAACGCAAGGCAUCAGUGUAACCCCGAUAGGACUCUGGAGACUUCUGCUUCACUGCCGCGUUGCAAUUUUCCCGCGUCAUGUGGCAAUAACGGUAAUUCCACGUGCACGCCGCAUACCGGAUCUUUGCUCCCAGGCUUUCUUAUGAGGUCGGCAUACGUACAGCGGCGGCGUACCUCCGCUCUAGAGAAGACCGGUCCAACCGACUUUGAACAGCAUGCUUGUGAAUGAGUGCUUAAACACCCUGAAGUGAUGGUGGAAUGUAGCAGUCUGGGACGGUUGAUGCGAGGAUAUCACCAUUAGCAUAGACUACCUUGCUCUUUAGCGAGGCGAGACAACUUAUUUAGGUAGCCAUGAAACACCUCGAUAGUAUCAAUGACGACGUGCGGUUCACCAACUUCCGUCGCUAGCGCAGAAAACAGUCGGAAACACAACUCGGUGAGCACCUGAAGUGUCAGUACACAUUCGACCGUCGGGACCCGGGAUUCCGCAAGUGGCACCCGCUGGUCCAGUAGCAGGAACCUAGUUCAUUCAGUAUAACAGAUUUGGGGCGGCAAAGAGCAAUUUGCUCGACCUAACGCUUGC